Molecule: messenger RNA, 6179 nt
Organism: Hylaeus anthracinus
Lineage: Eukaryota; Metazoa; Arthropoda; Insecta; Hymenoptera; Colletidae
Gene: Wdr81
Product: WD repeat-containing protein 81
Exons: 21
Coding region: 208-6090 (1960 amino acids)
Biological process (GO): aggrephagy
Cellular component (GO): mitochondrion
Molecular function (GO): protein binding; phosphatidylinositol 3-kinase regulator activity
Source: RefSeq, a predicted model, not a curated record
GUGUAGGAUCAACUAUCAGCUGUUCAUUUCCUACUUGUCACUCGCGUUUGAGUCGAACGAUUAAAUUAAGAUAAUAAUAAACAAAUGGAAAACGUAUAUGGUGUUGCGUAGUUCAAUCAUAUUCUGCAUAAAACAGUGCAAAAAUGAUAAAUUAACCAAAUGCAAUAGUUCCUUUUCUAAGUGAACGUAGAAUCGAGAAAUUAGAAAAUGGAUAUAAUAAAGAAAGAGUUGCUUGUACCAGCAAAACAUAUUAAAGUAACGGAUGACAGAAUAUGUUUAACUGUUCACAAAAACUGGCUAACUGGUUUACUUACUAUUGGUCCAAUUUCGUUCAUUAAUCAUGAACGAUUAACAGAAGAUGAAAUUGCAGCACAACCUUUGCUUGAGGAAUUAGGCUCAAACUGGAUAAAAGUAUAUGUCAAAAUCUAUGAGAAACAACAUAAAUAUGCAGUUCCACUUCCAAGAGGAAGACAUUCAUCAAAUGGAAAUACUCAAGCAGAUUUAACAUUUUCACAAUUACUACAUUAUGUUGUGGAAACCAAUUAUCGCAAUCUUUGGAAGGAUUGUUAUAAAAAAUAUUAUAAUCCGUGGAAUUGUGUAGACCACAAAGAUCAAUGCAAUAUAACUGCUAAUGUAAGUGAUACAUCAAUUAUGCAAGAAGUACUACAAAAAAUGUAUGGUUGUACUUUAGUACAAGUUCAAAAUGGAUCAGUUAUAUCUGUAGUACCUGGCGUAUCAGUUGAAGUACAUUGUAAUCUUCUUCCAAUACAUUUUGCUGUUGAAACAACAUCUGCUUUCAUAACAUUGUAUGAACAAACUGCAGAAUAUUCUGUUCGUGAGUGUGUGAUGUAUAGUCCAGCUGCUUUAAAUAUGAGUCAUGGUAAAGCAUUGUUUCUAAUAUACCAACUAUUACAAUUAUGCAGAGAUUUGCAUGAUCGUGGCCUUGUAUUGGGUGAAGUCACGCUUAGUGAUGUAUUACUUAUGGAUAAUUUUACUAUACAGGUUUUACCAAAAUUAAGUGAUAAUGUAUAUGUAAAACCUGAAAAUGAACUUCACAAAAACUCCAACAGUCAAGACAUCAAGAGCAAACAUUUCAAUGGGUACAAGAAAAAUGUUGAUAUGACUCCAUUGGACAAUAUGUCACAAGGAAAUCACGAAUUUGGAAAGAAUGAAAGUAUCGAAAAAUUGUGUGAAAUGUGGGUCUAUAAUUGUAUUAGUAACUACGAUUAUUUAACUGCUUUAAAUAAUAUGGCUGGUAGAAGAUAUGGAGAUCCAAGUUGCCAUCAUGUUAUGCCUUGGGUCACAGAUUUUACAUCAAGAUGCGGUAGUAAUUGGCGAGAUUUAACAAAAUCCAAAUUUCGAUUAAAUAAGGGUGACAGACAGUUAGAUUUCACAUUUGAUUCUCAAUCUGUUGAAGUAGGACACCAUGUGUCGGAUGUUUUGUCAGAGAUUACAUAUUAUGUUUAUCUCUCGCGUCGUUAUAAUAAAUCUGUUCUUUGCAAACAUGUACGACCUCAAUGGGUUCCAGGAGAAUAUCCUGCUUCUAUACAAAGAUUACAUGACUGGAGUCCAGAUGAAUGUGUACCACAAUUUUUUACAGACCCUAGUGUUUUUAAGUCUAUUCAUGAAGAUUUACCAGAUUUAGAAAUUCCUGCAUGGGCAACAUCUCCAGAAGAUUUUAUUGAAAAACAUAGAGAGGCUUUGGAAAGUUUUUAUGUAUCCGAAAGACUGCACCAUUGGAUAGAUUUAACAUUCGGCUACAAAUUAUCCGGAUCAGCAGCGGUAAAGUCAAAAAACGUUUGCUUGCAUCUUGUUGAUAAUCAUACCAGCCUGACCAAUUCUGGUGUUGUUCAACUUUUUACACAUCCACAUCCACAAAAAAUUAUUCCCUCACCUUAUUGGUGUAAGAUUCCACCUCGGUUACGUUCAUCUUUUGUAAUGAAUAAAUAUAAAAAUGAACAAUCUGGGAAUAGAGCUAGCGAUGAUGAAGGUCAUAGUUCCGGAUUUGAAGAAGAAGAACUACCGGUUUCAAUUUUAAAUCCAUCUAGAUCGUCACCUUUAGUCUUAAGUCGAUUACUAAGUCGUUCUAGAGGUUCUUUGCUUUCUACCGAAGAUACUAUCAAGCAAGACAAAUCGACAAAUCAGACGAUAAUUCUUCCAAAAGACUAUAAUCCGGUUGCAGCUAUUCUGCAAGUAGAAACUAUGCAUACAUUUAUAAACAAAGUGAGCUCUCAAGUUUAUAAGCCAGAAAUUGAAUUGCACGAGUCAUCUACAAAUUACAAACAAAUUGUGGCUUGCGGACGUAUUAAAGAACAACAAAUGCUGGGUUGUCUAAUUUUGGAAAUAUUUUUGUCAAGUAAAUUUCGAGCAACGUGGAAUGUUGAAAAAGUGUCAUUUGCGAAAAGACUUAAUGUCUGUUUGAAAAUAUUGAAAAUGUCAUCUGAUAGUUUACCUAAGUGUGUAAGAAAUGCAGUUGCUUUGUUGUUGCAAGUUGAUAUCAUACCAAAAAGUUAUAACAUUAAUAAUGUAGAAGUAACCGAUACACCGUUUCGAUAUCCAACUAUUACACAUAUGGGAUUACCGCCACCGUCUGCCCAUCAGUUUCUUCAACCAAUGCUUUCUGGAAGUUUAUUUCCAUUUUCGAAGUACUACAAGUAUUUAUUCAAUAUUGUGGAAAUGUUACAAGAAUAUAAUAGUUUAGCACGCGAGUUAAAUUUUAUAAUGAAGUCUGAAGAUGAUACGGAUAUCAUACUUAAAACAAAAACGAAAUUCCUUUGUAAAAUUAGUGAGUGUAAAGUUAUAGCAAUUGCUAGAGAAUUAGAUCAUCUAUUGUCCCACACAGGUGUUGCAAGAGAAGCAAGCUUAGAAUUGAUAGUGCCGCAUAUACAGCAAAUAAUGGAAGAACGUUAUAGUGCUGUCUUAGCUGCUUGGUAUCUAUUUGAUCCUAUUGCUAAAGCAUUGGGUCCUAAAGAUACUGUGGAGAUAUUUCUAUCAUCUAUCAUGAAGUUAUAUGAAAAUGGUUCUUUUAUGGAUUGUCCACUAUAUGUUGAUACACUCUCUUCUGAAUUAGUUGCAAAAUUUAGAACUACUCGAUUAUACCACAGAAAUUUUUUGUUAAAACUUAUAGUGAGAUUGGGUCUACGUCGGUUCUUGGAAAAUUUUAUUGUACCUCUUGUAGAAGCAGUUGGAGGAUAUAGAGACUCCGUACAAGGGUGUUCAUCUUACACCCACAAAACUGGCAACCUUAAAAGUUGUAAUUUAAAUGAAAUUGGUAACGAUGGAGAAGGAAUUUUGUCACCUCUAGAUGAGGAUUCCUCUGCAGAUUCUGAACAUAUUUCUUUAUCGCCUGGACCUGUAACUAGUGAUAUUACGCACAAUACGAAUUUAACCGAUGAUAUUGAGGAAGUAUUCACAAUAGAAACAAAAGACAAUUCUUGGAUUUCUUUGAAUUCUAGUACACUGUAUGAUAUUGAUUUACAUAUAGAUCUAAAUCUUAACGAUGAUAUAAAUGAAGAAGGAAACAAAGUUUCACCGUUCAAAUCAGUUAAAUCACCGACAAUUCCUAUACCGAAAACAUCCAAUUCGCCAAAUAAAUUAAUAACAGAAUUUAGUAAUAUUAGUUGCAACGUAGGAAGUAAAUCGUCUAACGAAGAAUUUGUAUGCAAUGAUAGUUAUGGUGGAAUUACCGAUUAUAGAAAUAUGUUUGAAGAAAUUUCUAAUACAGAAGAACAAAAUUCUACUAUACUACAAACAGAUGAUAUUAAAUCCGAUACGGUGAUACACGAAGACGUUCACAUAGAUCAUAUUUAUCAAAAAUCUACAUUGAAUGAAUGUACAACUUCGGAAAUGAGUGCAGGAUCUAUUAUUUGGUUAUCUCAUCGACUUGGUCCUGUGCUUACUGCCCGAUAUUUGUCGCGAAAUUUAUUAAGAAUGCUCGCAUUGUGUUAUACUGGAAAGGAAAAUUUAAUAAUAAUCGAUGAUACUUUGGCAUCGAUGCAAGGUAUUACUUGGAAUAAAAAAGUUUUAGUUGGCGAUCGUAACGCUGUAAAAGUUUUGGAGUGUCUUGCGGCUAUUGCAGGUUUAUAUGGAGAACAAAUAAUAGUAUUGCAGUAUUUCGCACAUAUGGUGGAACUGUUAAUUCUUUGUAAAAGAAAACUAACACAAAAUUUAGAAGGUGGACUUAUCUCAUGUCUAACUCUUUUAAACCACAUUACGGCAUACCUCAAUGACACAACGUUAAUGGAUGUACUUCAUGAACCGAUUGUGAAAUCAAUACUACAUCCUACAGUUCGUAUAUUAUCAUCUACGCGAUUUACUUUUCCUAAUGGUAUCGCUGCACGUGCUGUACUCGCUGAAAAAUGUUUAGAGACUCUAUUCAUGCUUAGUUUACGAUUGGGGAACAUUGUUGUAAAGAAUCAUUUAGCAGUACCUAUUCAACGAUUUUUCUUAACAUUCAAUAAAUCAUUUAAUCAUAACGAUGUUGAAGAUUUUAAAAGUGAAAUCAAUCAAAAAACAACAAGUGAACAUUUUGUGAGUAUAAAGUGUACAAAUUCAGACAAGGAUGCACAGAGACUUCAACCAAAUUUCAACACAAAUGUUACUGAUUCUUAUUCUCCACCAGUUUUAGAAAAUAUAGAUGUAUCGGAUUCGCAAAAAAAUAAAGCACUUGAAGAAUUGAAAGCUGUAUUUACAGCAGAAUUUGCUCAUAAAGCAUACAUGCUCUUUUACAAAUGUAUUGACAGUGAAGUAAUGGAACAAAUACUCAAAAAUUAUGAACAUAUACAUCAUUUGUGCUAUAAAUAUGAACAAGAAACAAAAAUGCCAUCAUCGUAUGCCGAUGGUAGCAAUCAUAAUAUUCUAUACAACAGUAAUUAUAAUGUAACAGAAAGCACAGGAUUAGCCCAUAAAGAUGUUUCCAGUUUUGGAAAUAUAUCAGUGGUAGGAAAUAGAUUUGCGGUACAAAAGAAUGAUGCCGGGAACAGUGCAACGUCAGAAAAUAUCAUGUCGAAUCGUGAAACCAUUUCUACAUAUACUGGGAGACAGUUACGAGGGAAUUGGUUAGCAUACUGGGAACAUGAAAUUGGAAGAUCAGACAAGGAUGUAGCAUUUAAUAUAAAACAAAUAAAGCUUCAAACAUUUAGUGGUCAUACUAACAGUAUUAGAUGUUUAUAUGCAUUAGAUAAUGAGAAUAGUUUUAUAAGCGGUGGAAGAGAUAAGACUGUUAAAUUAUGGAGUUUAAGAAGUCAGGGUGAUGGAAACACUGUUUCACCUUGUCAAUAUACUUACACUGGGCACAAAAAAUCUAUUCUUGCCCUUACAUUCCUAGAAUCUUUAAGAUAUGUAGUUACUUGCGAUGGCACAAUUCAUUGUUGGGAUCCUUUCAUGGGUUCUCUCCUUGGAUGUCCAGAAAGCUCUCGCCCUGUUCCUGUAAAUACAUUAACAGCAAGCCCUCCUCCAUGUACAACUUUACUUGCGGGAACAACUGACAUUACUCUCAGAGUUAUUGACUGUAGAACGUUUCAGUAUGUAAAUGAAAUGAAGGUAUCUGUAAAUCCAACAGGCUUAAUUAGGUGCAUUGCUGUAGCACCUAGUGGCUACUGGGUAGCACUAGGUCAAGCAUCAGGGUUUUUAACAAUUUUAGAUACUCGUACAGGUCUUAUUAUUGCGUCAUGGAAGGGCCAUGAAUGCGAAGUAUGUAUUAUAUUUAAAUUAUUCACAAUUUUAAAAACUUUAAUUUGUUAUUUUUUUCAGAUAUUACAAUUAGUAGCUAUAAAUGAAACAACUAUAGUUAGUUCUUCAUUAGAUGAAACUAUCACGGUGUGGAGUGCAUUGGAUGGAAAACUUAAAUUCCAUAUGAAAGGAUCCACAGAACCAGUUCAUUGUAUGUCCACUUACGAGCAAGAACUCAUAAUAGGAACAACAGCAAAUCGUGUGGGAGUUUACACAUCCAUAGAAACAACAGCAUCAUUCUCAUCAUCAAAGUUGAAAUCCGACACAUUUAAAGGACUUCUUACUACAAUGGCAGUUCUUCCUCUUAAUCGGUUAUUACUUUUAGGCGCAGAUAAUGGCGGUAUUACGUUAAUUUGCUGAAUCUCACAUAUUAAUAAUUUUUCCAAAGAUUUAAAAUAAAUUUAUGUAGAAUUAAUUAAUCUUUAAAAAUAUAUUAAAUUUUUAUAAUG